AUGGCAUUCUCGAGGAGUCCGCUGCUGGCGGUUAGCCUGAUCGCUUGCUCUUUGCUGCUCCUCUGCCCAAGUGCCUUCCUCUCGGCGCCCUCGCAGCGUGUUGGUCUUGGAGCUGCUGCUGCAACUGCUGCUUUGGCCCCUGCGGCUCCGGCGCUCGCUGGCGAGCCGCCCAGCGUCGGAAUCCACUGGUACUGGGAUCUCGGCAUCGGAAACCUCCAUGGCGAGGUGGCUGUCGUCAUCUUCUGGGUCUUCUUCGUGCUUGUCGUCUUCGCUGCAGCUGGCGCCGGUGGCUCAAGCAGAAAGGCUGCCUAA
Symbiodinium sp. CCMP2592 is the source of this 312-nucleotide messenger RNA. The record is from the annotation of a GenBank genome assembly. Lineage: Eukaryota; Dinophyceae; Suessiales; Symbiodiniaceae.